This is a messenger RNA of Microthlaspi erraticum, 1125 nucleotides long. The record is from the annotation of a GenBank genome assembly. Lineage: Eukaryota; Viridiplantae; Streptophyta; Magnoliopsida; Brassicales; Brassicaceae.
AUGGUUGCUGAGCCUGAGAUCAGGGUUCUCGACGUCAAGUGCCAUAUCUCCGCUCCCAAAGAGCAGAAGAAUUUCCAGAUCGACGAAGUCCGAGUUUCUGAGUCCGUCCGUGCUGAGAUUUCGGGUUCCGCUGAAACGCCUCGAUUCGGAUCGGGCAUGAGUUUUGCAACUACGUCCAUUGAAGAACCCACCACUGAGUUUAUCCCAACUAUACGUUCAGGGAGCUUCUCCGACAUUCGUGACCGGGAAACCAUGGAAGACGAACACAUUUGCAUUGACGACUUAUCAGCUCAGCUUCGCUCCUUGAACAUCUCUGAGCCAAGUGCUUUCUACGGAGUGUUUGAUGGCCAUGGUGGAGCUGAGGCAUCACUUUACAUGAAGGAGAACGUGACGAGAUUGUUUUUCCAAGAUACUGUGUUUCCGGAGAUGCCCUCCAUUGUUGACGCAUUCUUCUUGGAAGAACUGGAGAACUCUCACCGGAAAGCCUUUGCCUUGGCUGAUCUCGCCAUGGCCGAUGAGAGCAUUGUCAGCGGUUCAUGCGGGACAACCGCCUUGACCGCUCUCAUAAUCGGAAGACAUCUUCUGGUCGCUAACGCUGGAGAUUGCCGUGCAGUGCUAUGCCGGAGAGGAGUUGCUGUUGAUUUGUCUUUCGACCACAGAUCAACGUAUGAGCCAGAGCGAAGACGGAUUGAGGAUCUUGGAGGACAUUUUGAAGACGGGUACCUCAACGGGGUCCUCGCUGUGACACGUGCCAUUGGAGAUUGGGAGCUAAAGCAUCCUUUCGCUGGCUCAUCUUCACCUCUGAUCUCAGACCCGGAGAUUCAACAGAUGGUUUUAACGGAGGACGACGAGUUCUUGAUUCUGGCGUGUGAUGGUAUAUGGGAUGUGUUGUCGAGCCAGAACGCAGUGAGUAACGUAAGGCAAGGACUGAGAAGGCAUGGUGACCCGAGGCAAUGCGCAAUGGAACUUGGUAAAGAAGCGGCGAGGCUUAAUUCGUCUGAUAAUAUGACGGUUGUGGUCAUCUGCUUCUCCUCAGUGCCGUCUUCGCCUCAAAGGCGAAGAUUGAGGUUCUGUGUUUCUGAAGAAGCCAGAGCUCGGUUGCAAGCGAUGCUUGGAGGCAACUGA